AAGCACCAUCCAUUUACCUGCACACAAGAGCUGUCGGUGGGCACACCGACCUCGCAUAAGGUCAUCAUCACAUCAUUGGACCGCUUCCACACCCAGCGUCUACUCUGUUGCAUUUACAUCAUUCGAAAUCUCGAGGUGAAUCGACUUUACAUCACCAAAUUGGACAAGUCUUGCUGGAUCUCGAAUUGAUCCCAGUUGAAUCAAUUGGCAACGUCGUAGAUUGUGACGAUAGAGAUACACACUCCUGGUAGAACAAAGCAAGCAUUGGGAGACCACAAGCAAAGCUUCAUUACGAUCCCACGAACAAACCGACGACCUUCGUUCUCGACGCGGCCAACGACGACGACUCCAGAUCGUGCGAAGAUCGUCGUUGACAAAACUGGUCCUACCUCAAAGGGCAAGAAGGAUUACGACUGGAUUGCGACAUUACUGCAUAUCCUCCCCUCCCUCGUCAAGCCGCAACGAUGCAUAUAAUGUUGACAAACGACGACGGCCCGCCCUGCUCCAAAGCCUCUCCUUACAUCCUCCCCUUCAUCCAAGCGCUCGAGGGCGCCGGGCACACGGUGUCGGUGAUCAUCCCGGACCGGCAGAGGAGCUGGAUCGGCAAGGCGCACAUGGUGGACCAGGCCGUGUCGACCGCGGCGUACUGGCCACCGGCCACGACCCCGGCGCUGCACGACCCGGGCCGCAACCCCAGCCCGGGCGAGAGGGGCGGCCGGAGGAGACCGUGGGUCCUGGUGGACAGCACGCCGGCGAGCUGUUCGCAGCUCGGGCUGAACGGGCCCUUCUUCCGGCCCUCCUCGUCCUCCUCAUCCGGAGAGGACCUGCCGCCGAUCGACCUCGUCAUCUCCGGCCCGAACUUCGGCCGCAACACCACGGCGGUGUUCGCGCUGAGCUCCGGCACGCUGGGCGCGGCAUUGGAGGCGACGCUCUGCGGCUACCGAUCCAUCGCGUUGAGCUUCGCGUAUUUCCGCCAGGAAUCCGACUGGAACGAUCCCGAGGCGGUGCUGGAGGCGUGCGGGCAGGGCGUGCGGGUGUGCGAAUAUCUCGCGAAGCAGGGGAUUUCCGAGGAGGGGAAAGGAGGAGGGUUCUGGAAGAAGGGCGUGCUGUACAGCGUCAACGUGCCCGUGAAGGUCGGCGUGCGGGACAAGCGGGUGGUGUGGACGAGGAUGCUGGGCAACGCGUGGACGCAGGGCGGCUGUUUCGAGGAGACGACCGUCGCGGACGACGCCGCGGCGGAUGCGGAGCACGCGGGAGGAGAUGCGUCGAGGAGAUUCAGGUGGGCGCCGAAGUUCCAGGACGUCUACGACAGCGUGCAGCGGGCGGGGCCCGGGUCGGACGGGUGGGCGGUGAAGGAGGGCGAGACGAGCGUGACGGCGCUGCGGGCGAAUUUCAUGCACGCGGAGGAGGACGAUGGGGCGUUUUCGGGGGAGAUUACAUUAUGAUUGUGGUUGUUGUUUUGUCCGAUGGUGUUAGGGAUUUGGGAGGGUCGUUUGAGCGAGAGAAGACAAAAGCAGGAAGGAGGGAAUCUAUUGUCGAGAUGGAGGUCGAUGAAUGGGAUUUUCCGUGACGAUGACGAUUCUUAUUCCUACUGUAUAGGUAGCGGGGAGGCCAUGGUUCAGGGUGCUCACAGCUGGAGAGGUUUAAAAAAGAAAAGAAAGGCGAUGGUCAGGGAUUGAUCACAUUGUCAGUCAGUCAGUCAGUCAAUCAGUCAGGAUGAAGGUAGGAUUGUCAUUUGAUAAUAAGUCGGG
Messenger RNA from Dissoconium aciculare CBS 342.82, 1751 nucleotides. RefSeq names its product sure-like protein. The transcript has 2 exons. NCBI's taxonomy places the organism in Eukaryota, Fungi, Ascomycota, Dothideomycetes, Mycosphaerellales, Dissoconiaceae. Gene Ontology annotation, molecular function: hydrolase activity. The record is from RefSeq and is a predicted model, not a curated record. Gene Ontology annotation, cellular component: P-body. Bases 465 to 1445 code for a protein of 326 amino acids.